Pan troglodytes (chimpanzee) is the source of this 4864-nucleotide messenger RNA. RefSeq names its product cilia and flagella associated protein 57 (gene CFAP57). The record is from RefSeq and is a predicted model, not a curated record. Bases 127 to 3549 code for a protein of 1140 amino acids. Gene Ontology annotation, molecular function: protein binding. The transcript has 22 exons. Lineage: Eukaryota; Metazoa; Chordata; Mammalia; Primates; Hominidae.
GCUAUAGGAACCGCUACGGCGUUUGAAAGUGCCCGGGUUGCUUAGGAUCCCUACAGGUAGCGCCUCUGGAUACAUGCGUGGUCUGCUGACCCAGAGAGAAACGAAAGAACUCUUUGGCGGGAGAUCAUGUCAGCCGUGGUAGCUCAGACGCUGCAUGUUUUUGGUCUUCGAUCCCACGUGGCCAACAAUAUCUUCUACUUCGAUGAACAGAUCAUUAUAUUUCCUUCAGGAAAUCACUGUGUGAAGUACAAUGUGGAUCAGAAAUGGCAAAAAUUCAUUCCAGGCUCAGAGAAGAGUCAGGGCAUGUUGGCCUUGUCCAUCAGUCCCAAUCGGCGGUACCUCGCUAUCUCUGAGACUGUGCAAGAAAAACCUGCCAUCACCAUUUAUGAAUUGUCAUCCAUCCCUUGCCGGAAGCGCAAAGUUCUUAAUAAUUUUGACUUCCAAGUUCAGAAAUUUAUUAGCAUGGCUUUUUCUCCAGACUCCAAAUACCUAUUGGCUCAGACGUCACCUCCAGAGUCAAAUCUUGUCUACUGGCUGUGGGAAAAACAGAAAGUAAUGGCCAUUGUUAGAAUCGACACUCAGAACAACCCUGUCUACCAGGUGAGCUUCAGUCCACAGGAUAACACUCAGGUGUGUGUCACUGGAAAUGGGAUGUUUAAGCUUCUCCGUUUUGCUGAGGGAACCCUGAAGCAAACCAACUUUCAGAGGGGAGAACCCCAAAACUAUCUAGCCCACACCUGGGUGGCUGAUGACAAGAUUGUCGUUGGCACUGACACAGGCAAACUCUUCCUCUUUGAAUCUGGAGAUCAGCGUUGGGAGACCAGCAUAAUGGUCAAGGAACCUACCGAUGGCUCAAAGAGCCUGGAUGUCAUUCAGGAAUCAGAGAGCCUGAUUGAAUUUCCACCAGUCAGUUCUCCACUCCCUUCCUAUGAACAGAUGGUGGCGGCCAGUAGCCACAGCCAGAUGUCCAUGCCCCAGGUGUUUGCCAUUGCAGCCUAUUCAAAGGGAUUUGCCUGUUCUGCUGGGCCAGGGAGAGUUCUGCUGUUUGAGAAGAUGGAAGAAAAGGAUUUUUACCGUGAGAGCAGAGAAAUCAGGAUUCCUGUGGACCCGCAGAGCAAUGAUCCAAGUCAGUCUGACAAACAGGACGUUCUCUGCCUGUGCUUCAGCCCCUCAGAGGAAACUCUGGUUGCCAGCACCAGUAAGAACCAACUCUACAGCAUCACCAUGUCCCUGACAGAGAUCAGCAAGGGGGAGCCUGCUCACUUUGAGUAUUUGAUGUAUCCAUUGCACUCAGCACCCAUCACCGGUCUAGCUACCUGCAUCCGCAAACCCUUUAUAGCCACCUGUUCUCUGGAUCGAUCCAUCCGCCUUUGGAAUUAUGAAACAAACACCCUGGAACUAUUUAAGGAAUACCAAGAAGAGGCAUAUUCCAUCAGCCUUCAUCCAUCUGGACACUUCAUUGUAGUAGGGUUUGCUGACAAACUACGACUCAUGAAUCUACUCAUUGAUGAUAUACGUUCUUUCAAAGAAUACUCUGUUAGAGGAUGCGGAGAGUGUUCCUUUAGCAAUGGAGGUCACCUGUUUGCUGCAGUCAAUGGAAAUGUGAUUCACGUUUACACCACCACGAGCCUAGAGAACAUCUCAAGCCUGAAAGGACACACAGGGAAGAUUCGCUCAAUUGUGUGGAAUGCAGAUGAUAGCAAACUGAUUUCUGGUGGCACAGAUGGUGCUGUGUAUGAAUGGAAUCUGUCCACAGGAAAGAGAGAGACAGAAUGUGUGCUCAAGUCUUGCAGCUACAACUGUGUUACUGUCUCCCCCGAUGCCAAAAUUAUCUUUGCUGUUGGAUCAGACCACACCCUCAAGGAGAUUGCAGAUUCCUUGAUCCUUCGAGAGAUAUCGGCGUUUGAUGUCACCUACACCGCCAUUGUCAUCUCGCAUUCUGGACGCAUGAUGUUUGUGGGCACCUCGGUGGGAACCAUUCGUGCCAUGAAGUACCCUCUGCCUCUGCAGAAGGAAUUCAAUGAGUACCAGGCCCAUGCCGGUCCUAUCACCAAGAUGUUGCUUACCUUUGAUGAUCAGUUCCUGCUGACUGCUGCUGAGGAUGGCUGCCUGUUCACCUGGAAGGUCUUUGAUAAGGAUGGCCGGGGAAUCAAGCGAGAGAGGGAGGUGGGCUUUGCCGAAGAGGUGCUUGUGACUAAAACAGACAUGGAAGAAAAGGCUCAGGUUAUGUUGGAGCUAAAGACUCGUGUGGAGGAAUUAAAAAUGGAGAAUGAGUAUCAACUCCGACUAAAGGACAUGAACUAUUCUGAGAAGAUUAAGGAGCUAACAGACAAGUUCAUCCAGGAAAUGGAGUCCUUGAAAACAAAAAACCAGGUCUUAAGAACAGAAAAAGAGAAGCAGGAUGUUUAUCACCAUGAGCACAUAGAAGACCUCCUAGACAAACAAAGCCGGGAACUGCAAGAGAUGGAAUGUUGCAACAACCAAAAGUUGCUUCUAGAAUAUGAGAAGUACCAGGAGCUGCAGCUCAAGUCCCAGAGGAUGCAGGAAGAGUAUGAAAAACAGCUCCGGGAUAACGAUGAGACCAAGAGCCAGGCCCUGGAGGAGCUGACUGAGUUUUACGAGGCAAAACUGCAGGAGAAAACCACCCUUCUGGAAGAGGCACAGGAAGACGUCAGGCAGCAGCUGCGGGAGUUUGAAGAGACCAAGAAGCAGAUUGAGGAAGAUGAAGACCGAGAAAUCCAAGAUAUCAAAACCAAGUAUGAGAAAAAGCUUCGGGAUGAAAAGGAAUCAAACCUGCGGCUCAAGGGAGAAACAGGCAUCAUGAGGAAGAAGUUCAGCAGCCUACAGAAGGAGAUUGAAGAACGAACCAAUGACAUCGAGACCCUAAAAGGAGAGCAGAUGAAGCUGCAAGGAGUCAUUAAGUCUCUGGAGAAGGACAUCCAAGGCCUCAAGCGAGAGAUCCAGGAAAGAGACGAGACUAUUCAAGACAAGGAGAAGCGAAUUUAUGAUCUGAAAAAGAAAAAUCAAGAACUAGGGAAAUUCAAGUUUGUGCUUGACUACAAAAUAAAGGAGCUGAAGAAGCAAAUAGAACCUCGAGAGAAUGAGAUCAGGGUGAUGAAGGAACAGAUUCAGGAGAUGGAAGCUGAACUGGAGAAUUUCCAUAAGCAGAACACUCAACUGGAGCUGAACAUCACAGAAUUGUGGCAGAAACUGAGAGCCACCGAUCAGGAGAUGCGCAGAGAGAGACAGAAGGAGCGAGACUUGGAAGCGCUGGUCAAAAGGUUUAAAACAGACCUCCACAACUGCGUAGCCUAUAUUCAGGAACCGCGGCUGCUGAAGGAGAAGGUUCGAGGUCUCUUUGAGAAGUACGUGCAGCGAGCAGACAUGGUGGAGAUCGCAGGGCUGAACACAGACCUGCAGCAGGAGUACGCCCGGCAGCGGGAGCACCUGGAGAGGAACCUGGCCACUCUCAAGAAGAAGGUGGUCAAGGAGGGCGAGCUGCACCGCACAGACUACGUCCGCAUCAUGCAGGCUGUUCAGAGAGCCUGACCCCAUUACUGCCGCCUCCACACAGGCACGUUAUCAGGACUGCCAGUCGGGAUUCUUCUGCCAGAUUUCUGUUUGGGUAUCAGUAUCGUCUGAGGCAAUUAAUGUGAAUUAGUAUCAAAAGGGAACAUCAGAAUCACAUUUAUAAAGCACGUACCUUUUUAUGUUCACAUUUCUUUAAUGCCAUAAUUAAAAUACUGGAAUGAGAACAGGUUGCAGUUAGAUUGAAACAAACCAGUUCCCAGCUUGGCCAGUUCAUACACAGCUGGGCAGAGCGCAUUGUGAUUCAGGCCAGACCCAGGCAGGGCUGGUCUCAUGUCAUCUUACGACCAGUCCCUGCUGAAAAGCAGCCCAGUCCAUCUACCCUUUGCCCUACUCCUUGGCCAUGAAAGCCAUCGGAGGCCCAGAGAUAGAAGUGCUUCCAGCUGGUGGAGCCCUGAGACACCAGCAGCCGCACACUGAGCCACUGCUUAGGGCCUGGAGUGCCUAGAGCAUGGAGAGCCCCCUGGGGCUCUGGAGUGCAGUGAGCAGGGAAGGGAAACCAGGAUGACAGCAGGAGCAGUUGUCAGCUGCUGACAUCACCGAGCACCCUCUGUGCCCUGUCACCAGAGUACAGGCCUGAGGAACUGGGUCCCUCUCUCCAUGCCAAGCAGCCAAAGCAAACAUCGAUGUAGGAGGAGGAAGAUCACAGGCUAGCCAGAGGGUGUGAGCGUCAGCAUGAGGCUGCUGGGGCGGGCAUCCUGUCCUCUUCUGCUUCCCCAUGCCCCGGAGGGUGCUGGGCCAGGGUGGGGUAGAAAGCAGAGGAGACCCAAGCGGGCCUCCUGCCCAGCCCUGCCACUCCCUGAUGGCUGGCAGAGGGAGCCAUCAACAAAUGAAGUCCCGGGAAGAACAUUUUCUCCAGCAGCAUUGUAACCUAUGUGCUAGGGAGUCCUGUGGAUCCAAAUAAGUAACUCCAGCAACUGCAGGGAGUAAGAAGGGGCCCAGGGUGGGGGGUGUGUGGCAGGGGGUGCGGGUCUCCGGGUCCCUACCCCUUCAACCAGAAAGAGACUGCUUGCUGCUAACAGUGGAGCUCUUUUUGUUGGAAAAAAGUCUGGAAGAUUUUUAAAAAAGAAAAGUUUUCAAAACCACUGUGCCGACCCUGGUUUACCCUGCUCCACCACUCCUCUGCCAGGAGACCUUGGGUAAAUUCCUUAACUCAAGGAGCCACCUUGCCUAUUUGUAAAACAGGGAAGAAAACACCAACCUGAGAGUGGGGGGUUCCUGCAAGAUUGAAUGGGACAACCAUAUAAGGCACUAGGCACUGGCCUGGUACAGAAUA